Messenger RNA from Capsicum annuum, 945 nucleotides. RefSeq lists its product as uncharacterized. Lineage: Eukaryota; Viridiplantae; Streptophyta; Magnoliopsida; Solanales; Solanaceae. The coding region runs from base 320 to 736 and encodes 138 amino acids. The transcript is spliced from 2 exons. The record is from RefSeq and is a predicted model, not a curated record.
GUUUGCAUUCUUUUACAACUUGAAAAAAAUAAUCACAAAGCAAUGUUUAGAGCCAUAUAGUUGCCCAAUGAAUAAGAAAUUAAGGAAGUAGGCCCCCAUCUUUAAUUUCUUCCGUACCUUAGCCCGGACUGCAACCGUACUUUUACAUCCUACACACUUUCAAGUUUAUAAAUUCUAACCCACUAUCCCCUUUCUUUCUCAUUCUUGCCUCACAAUUCAACAAAAAAAUCCAAUUUCCUUCAAAUUUUCCUACAAUAUUUUCUCAGCUGAAUUUCUGUCCAUCAUACCUAUCUUUGCAAUCUUGACCAAAUUGAAACUAAUGAUGGAGCAUCCUCAGUAUUAUGCACCACACCGUAUUGGGGACUCAUCAUCUAGGCCAUCCCUUGGAUUUCCACUCGGCACUGCAUUUCUUUUGAUUGCAGUUUUUAGCUUGAGUGGCAUCUUCUCUUGCUGGUAUCACUGGAACAGAAUUCGCUCCCUUGGGCGAUCCACUGACCUCGAAGCUGGCGAUGAACCUGCUUCCUUCAAAUCUAAACUCACUUAUAUGAAUGACAAGCAAAACCAAAGCUAUAGCUCACAAGCAGUGGUAAUGCCAGGUGAUCAAGUUCCAAAAUUCAUAGCAUUGCCAUGUCCAUGUCAGCCUCCCCGAUGGGAAAAGUUGGUCGAAGAGGAGCAGAAGCCGUUGCCUUUGCCUUCGCCUCUUAAGCAGAUUCGUGUAGUGGGAUUUCUUUUGUAGUGUUGGUAAAAGGGUAGUAGUGAUUUUAGAACUGGCCAAACUCAUUGGUCUGUAUAUAUUGAAUUGUGGUGAAACCAAAUUACCAACUUUAUGAUUUGUAAGUACCAAGGCCAGUGAUUCUUCCCGAAAUCUUAAGAGUAAAUUUCCUGAAUGGUCAGUCAGCCAUGUUUGAGAAAUUAUUUCAAAUAUCACUUUUGUUUUAUUUAGCA